AAAAUGGCUGUUAAAUACAAAAACGCGCGGAUUUUGACCUUCGUGAUGGCAUUUGUAUGCGCACUUCUGGGUGUGGCCUUAUUUGUCACGUCGAUAACUUUCCUCACUUAUCCAAAUUUUAUUGAGUGGUACAUCCAGAUUACCAAAGUGGAAAUCGUCUGCCGUAUAGCGAUUGGACUGUCGGUUCUGAUUUUUGUCGCCGGAGCCGUUAAUUUGGCUGCUACUUUUCGGGAGGAUCUCACACUCAUCAAAGUUUCCAUUGCUCUGAUGGUUAUCGCUUUUGUACUGAAUGCGAUCUGCAUCAUCGUUGCCUUCGUCAUGGAGUUUAGAGCUCAGGAAGACGUGAGCGAUCAAAUUUACGCAAAAAUGCGAAAAUAUGGACAGGAGGAAUUCCAAAUGGCUACCGAUACCUGGGAUUUUUUCCAGAAGACCCGUCAAUGUUGUGGGUCAGAUGGCCCUGGUGACUGGAAGUUUACCCCUUUUUACGAAGAUGGCAACCAAGAUCAACUGAUUCCGCGGAGUUGCUGCAAAGCGUAUGCAACCGCCACGCCAGUUGAACCUUCCUGUCAGAAAAUGUCAGACCCUUCUCUGUAUUACACUGAAGGUUGUCGGAGCUCAGUAAAUGAACUGUUGUGGGCGUUCAUUGGUGUUAUUGUAGUUGUUUUGGCUAUUUGUAGCGUCUGUGAGAUUGUAGGAUCCAUCUCGUCGUGGAUGCUGGUUAAAGAACUUUCGAAAGACGAUGAGCCCUAUGAAUUCAAUCCCCCUCCGACCACAGCGCCGAAAUUGAACAAUUACUCUGGAACUUUGAGGUCGCAAUUCAGUGGAGUGGGUAGUGAAUCCAGUCACAGGCCACGCCCACAACCUGAACCUCCUAUCUCCGAGACCGGAAGUGUGCGAAGCGGAAGAAGUGGUCGAAGUGGGCCAAGGUCUGAGGAUGGACGCGGUGGCUUCACCCGAAACCACCAUAAUUUUAUAAAUCAACAGCCUAAAUUCAAUCAACAAAUGUCAGUGGCAUCGCGACAAGAGGGAGAAUAUCAACCUCAAUUGCCGCCUCCUCCCCCACCACCACCGGUUCGGUACAGUCCAGUGCCAGCUGAUGACAACGAAGACUUCGAUGUUUAGCUUAGAACUGAAUCAAGCUUAAUUCCUUCAUUUCUAUACUUUUUUAUAGUUUCUUAUUUGAAAGCAUAUCUGUCACCAGCAACAUUUCAAACUAUGCAUAUCAGUAAAAGUUUCAAUGAUCCAUUUUCAAGUUCAAAAAAUUUGUAAAAAAAAAUAGUUGUGCGUUUCUCUUAUCUAAUUUACUCGUUGAGUUUCAUUGAUCUGUAAAGAACUAUAAAUUACCUCGAUAUGUAUAAGAGAGCGCAUAUUUUAGACUUAAGUUGGUUUAAAGUGAAAGCUUAAAAGUAUGCACAAAUUUAAAUCUACCUUUUCACAUAAAUUAAAACAUAACUGCACGUUUUUGUUCAUUUUUCUGUAAAUACAUUUUUAAGCAAUUGUUUUAAAAAUUAAUUGUUUCUCUUAACUCAGUUUUAUGUGUUAGUUCUGUCUUGAUAGACUCCGGACAAGAACACAAUCUUGCAGAUGAAUUUAGCAUUCGUGUCUCAA
Molecule: messenger RNA, 1608 nt
Organism: Symsagittifera roscoffensis
Lineage: Eukaryota; Metazoa; Xenacoelomorpha; Acoela; Convolutidae
Product: tetraspanin-11-like
Exons: 2
Coding region: 4-1122 (372 amino acids)
Cellular component (GO): plasma membrane
Source: RefSeq, a predicted model, not a curated record